ACAUAAGUGUGUGGUUUUCAAUGGGGUUUAAUUAUCUUUGUCAUACAGUUGGCUGGGGAACAGAUCAAGGGAUUGGCGGAUUUGGAGAAGAACCAGGAGUUAAAGCACAGCUAAUGAAUCUUAUUCGAUCUGUACGAACAGUCAUGAGAGUGCCCUUAAUAGCAGUGAACUCCAUUACAAUUGUGUUACUCUUGCUAUUUGGUUGAAGACCGUCUGUUGAAAAUGAGUUUUUGAACAUCUGGAAUGAAGAGACUGCCAGCCACCAUCAUCAUGAGUUUAUUGGAUCCAACAUGGAUUAGCUGUCAAACUUGGCAUUCGAUUUAAAAUAAUAAAGACACAAUUUCUAUUUAUCUUAUUUCUUAAUGUUCACUUGCAGUUUCAUUACACAAGAUAAUGUGAUCAGUGCAACAAUUCUGUAAAUAUAUUGGACUGAAACAAGUUUUAUUGCUGAUGGUUAAUAGCGCCAACUGUUAGUAUGUUGUAACAUGUAAUGAUUACAAAACUGCACCCUUUUAACAAAUGUCUUAUCACUCAGGGAUGAAUUUCCUGCCAGUACACUUAAGUUUAUUUUUAUUUAAAAAAUAAGUUGUAGAGUUUUCAGUUUCGUAGUUAACUCAGUAUUAUUAAAUAGACAGUUUGGCUAUUAAGAUGUGUUACAAUGUCAGGAACAGAUUUUUUUGUGUGAGUGCGCAUGAAUGGAGAUAGGUGAAAUCUGUUGAAGGCAGGAAGAGUUUGUCAUCACUAGGAUUUCAUCCAUGGUACAUAAUUUCAUCAGAUCAAUGACUGUUGAAGCUAAUGGCAAACAGUGUUUUGACAGUAUGUGCAAUAACUAUGCAAAAUCUAAACUGUAUGUACCUAAGGCAAGGAAACCCAGUACCUGAGUGUUAAAAUUUAGAUUAGGAAGUGAAGUGCUCACUAGUAUUUUUGUUUUGUCAAAGAGUUCUCAAAGUAUUUGCUAAGCAUAUAUGUAGUAAGUAGUAUGCCUGCUGUGGUGAUCUGUAGCAGUGUUUGUAUUCUAAACUGCUUUGGGUAAUACUGAAGGAAAAUACUGCAUCCUUUUUUUUUUAAAUGCAGUUUAGUUUUUAAAAAGUCACACCACAGAAACAAACUUUGGAGGCAGUUAUAUUAUUGUCUUGUUUUAUUACUUAUUCAAAGUGAAACACUGCAGUGCUUAAUCAAGUAAAAUUCCGAAUUCAGUAAAGAUCUUGCCUUGAAGUAAGAUUAAAAGAUCAGGCCCGUGUUCUGUAGUAAGUUUGAAUUAAAAAAGACUGAUUCUUGUAUACCUUUAGAAAAGCCAAAUGUGUAUUUUGCUUUUCCCGUUUUCUAGAGUGUGAUCCAAACUAUUUUAACUUAAAAAAAAUGGGGAAGAAAAGAAGACUGCAGAAACCUGGUAGUUACAUUAUUGUUUUAGAACAGUUUACUUUUAGUUUUAUCACCUCUUCUUCUGUCAUUGACUCAAGAUAAAAUAUUUUUUAUACAAGGAUAAAUCUGUAAAACAGCAUGUGACUGAGUUUGGUGAUCUUCAGUUGUAGGGUCUUACAGAAGCAGAGUUUAUUUAGGAGAAAAAGAUUUUUGUUAGUGAACAUUUGUAAAUAAAUUUGAAUUUCUAAACUAA
Molecule: messenger RNA, 1615 nt
Organism: Pelodiscus sinensis (Chinese soft-shelled turtle)
Lineage: Eukaryota; Metazoa; Chordata; Testudines; Trionychidae
Source: RefSeq, a predicted model, not a curated record